AUGCCUGUCAUGGCAAAAGGCAAAUCUGGGAAAAAGACAUCUCUGAAGGCAGCGCUCUCUUCGCAGCAGUCUCGGCUGAAAAAGAAGCAGGUGGCGUCGCAGGCUGCACACCUGGCCGAGAGGAGCAAGAAAGGUACCCAGUCGCAGUCGAAAGGCAAAGGAAAGGCUCUUCCUCCGCGUUCUACCAUCCCUUUCCAUCCUACAGAUCACAUACUCCUUGUCGGGGAAGGCAACUUUUCGUUCGCACGUGCACUUGUUUUUCAUCCCCCCUCCUCUCUUGUAUAUCUGCCAGCGGCGAAUGUCACUGCUACUGCUUAUGAUAGCGAGGAAGACUGCUAUGCGAAGUAUCCCGAUGCUGCUGACAUAGUCUCUGCACUACGAGACAAGGGAGUGGAGGUAGUAUUUGGGGUAGAUGCUACCAGGCUGGAGAAGUGCGCGGCCUUAAGAGGGCGAAAGUGGAAUAGAGUUGUGUGGAAUUUCCCUCAUGCAGGGAAGGGUAUCACAGACCAAGAUAGAAAUAUUCUGACGAACCAGUUGCUCGUGAUGGAGUUCCUGCGCUCAGCCGCGAACAUCCUUACCACGGGCAUGAUACCUUCUGUUAUGCAAUCUCGAAAACGAAAGCAAGAAGCUGACGACGAAGAGGACGAAGCAGAAGAGGAUAAUGCAUCACAAGGAGGGGUGCAUGCGGAUGGAAUAGGCAGUUCGAAUGCCAAGACACGGGGAACGAUACUGAUCACAUUGCGAAAUGUUCCUCCAUAUACCCUAUGGGAUGUACCUAAGUUAGCCAAAGAUCCACCGCCCUCGUCGUCGGCAAGUAGGAAACCCAGUCCUCGGUAUGUACAGCUGAGGUCAUUCGUUUUCCAUCGCAAUGAGUGGAAGGGCUACGAGCAUCGUAUGACCAAAGGAGAGAGAGCACACGGUCUAGGGAAAACUGGCGAAGGUGGAGAGGAUCGCACAUGGGAGUUCUGCCUGAAAGACUGA
Molecule: messenger RNA, 981 nt
Organism: Sparassis crispa
Lineage: Eukaryota; Fungi; Basidiomycota; Agaricomycetes; Polyporales; Sparassidaceae
Product: 25S rRNA (uridine-N(3))-methyltransferase
Exons: 3
Coding region: 1-981 (326 amino acids)
Biological process (GO): rRNA base methylation
Cellular component (GO): cytoplasm
Molecular function (GO): rRNA (uridine-N3-)-methyltransferase activity
Source: RefSeq, a predicted model, not a curated record